AUGGGUAAACGUUCCUCACCGCCAUUACAUAUUAAGCUUCCUGAGCGUCCAAACUUUUUUAACCACAUGUCUAAGGGGAAGGAUACAAAAAAUAAACAAACCAAGGAUAUAGAGUAUAGCAUAGAAAUGGUCAAAGAAGCCUUGUACAAAAAUAAACUAAGGCUCCACAAAUAUCCUUCAAAGAAACCAAAAAUCGUUAUCCCUAAUCUGUUACUCGACGGAUCACCGUUGCCGUCGCCUACCAAAAGCGAAGAAACAUUCGAAAAAGAACUCAAUCGAGCCCGAAAAGAAUUCAAGCAGUUUAAUCAAGAUCUCGACGAGAUAUCUCGGUCGGUGGAAAAGUUGGUUCAAGAGGCGCCGGAGUGGUUUGCGGGGAUAGAAGAGAUAAAAAAGAAACAAGAUAAUGUUGAAGAAUGCAUUACAGCGACACAAGAAAAAAUCAUCGAAAAUGAACAUCGUCUAGAGAAAUUGGAGACUUUACAAUACGAAGCAAACGAUGAUAUAAAUAAUGAUCUGAAAAAAAUUCAAGAGCAGCUCAAUGAGUUAUUGGAAAAACAUCGAACAGCACAUGCAAAUGUUCAGAAUCUUGAUCGGAAUCAAUUAAGAACUACCGAGCAGCUUGAUUUAAUGCUACAUGCUAUACAUGAAUAUGCACGUUUAAUUGAAGAGUGUAGCACUACAAUUAAACAUUUCGAUGAUGUCGGAUCUCCAAUUAAAUAUGAGUCUUUGGAUUUGUCUCCAUUUCGACGAGUAGAGGGCAGUUCAUAUUUCGAAGAUCACAUUUAUCGCGCAAGUCGCGCGACAACACCCAAUGGAAGCUUACCCACUUCGCGAUCUACAUCACCAAUAUUCUUUACACAUUCUGGCACAAGUACACCCGCUAUCACAUCCUCACAAUCAGCUGAUCCAUCUUCUCCACUAUCACCUACUGGCCCACCAGCGACUUCACCCCAACCAAUACAUCCACUUCCCUACUAUCAGUUACGGCAUCAACAGCUUUUGUUACUGGGAAUGCGACGAGCAGCUGUAGGACUGAAAUUUUUACUGUAUGCUAAACAACUGAAUGAUUUGAAGAAUGGUCAUCCGGAAAUUGAUUGUGAUUUAGAUGUUGAUUUAUUUGGUGACUCAAUGGAUGAAUGCUCGUUAUCGAGUUAUGCUACAUACACAAAAACUGCCGUAUUCAAUAGCAAAGAUAGUGAUUAUAGUAGCAGUGAUACUGAUGGCGCGAAAACUAGUAGUGAUGAUUGCAUAAAUAGUAGUGGUGGUAACAGUGAAAAUAAUAACUAUAGCAAUUAUCAUGGUGAAGGAGGAAAAGUCAGUGUCACAAUAAGGAAACGACCACAUGUGUUUUUCGUAGGAGCUUUCGAAUGGUACCCAGAAAAGAAACAUAUGGACUUUGGAUAA
This is a messenger RNA of Ambispora gerdemannii, 1404 nucleotides long. The record is from the annotation of a GenBank genome assembly. Lineage: Eukaryota; Fungi; Glomeromycota; Glomeromycetes; Archaeosporales; Ambisporaceae.